This is a messenger RNA of Gallus gallus (chicken), 723 nucleotides long. It is a transcript of the gene CBP2P1C, whose product is annotated as scale keratin-like. Bases 107 to 472 code for a protein of 121 amino acids. Gene Ontology annotation, molecular function: structural constituent of cytoskeleton. The record is from RefSeq and is a predicted model, not a curated record. The transcript has 2 exons. Gene Ontology annotation, cellular component: intermediate filament. Lineage: Eukaryota; Metazoa; Chordata; Aves; Galliformes; Phasianidae.
GGCCCCCAUAAAAAGCAGCCCUGGGUGAGUGCUGGCAUCCACCACUGCUUCCUGGCUCAGCUUGGGAAAAGGCUUUGCAUUGAAGGCUCAUCUCUCUCACACCAAGAUGUCUUGCUACGACCUGUGCCCACCAAAAACCAGCGUGGCCGUGCCCCAGCCCAUCGCUGAGAGCUGCAACGAGCUGUGCGCGCGCCAGUGCCCCGACUCAACGGCCUUCAUCCAGCCACCGCCCGUCGUCGUCACCUUCCCCGGCCCCAUCCUCAGCUCCUUCCCCCAGCAAGCCGUGGUGGGCUCCUCCGGAGCACCCGCCUUUGGGGGCUCCCUGGGGCUGGGGGGCCUCUACGGUGCUGGGGCCACUCAGGGCUCGGGGGGCCUCUGCACCUUUGGCAGACCCUACGUGUCUCCUGCCUGCAGCCCCUGCGCCUUGCCCCGCUACAGCAGGAAGCUGUGGGACACCUGUGGGCCCUGCUAAACCCAGUCUCUGCUUUCAACCAGCACCACCAGCAUCUGCUCAUGCCAGAGCUCCUGGGUAUCAAGUGCUGCAGAGUGCUGAGCAGCUCCAGUCCCAAAUGAGUUCUGGGCUGCUGGCAAUGACGGCACCUUUCCCUAUCCUCUUGACCUUCUCAUUUCUUCCAUGGCCUUCAUCUUCUUCCAUGGCCUAACUUUUACGCUCUAUUUCAUUCUCCAACCCUUCUGGCAUCAAUAAAGUUUUCCUGCUUCCAA